This is a messenger RNA of Papaver somniferum (opium poppy), 1227 nucleotides long. Its product is annotated as sec-independent protein translocase protein TATB, chloroplastic-like. The coding region runs from base 42 to 911 and encodes 289 amino acids. The record is from RefSeq and is a predicted model, not a curated record. The transcript has 6 exons. Gene Ontology annotation, cellular component: membrane. Gene Ontology annotation, biological process: protein transport by the Tat complex. Lineage: Eukaryota; Viridiplantae; Streptophyta; Magnoliopsida; Ranunculales; Papaveraceae.
AGUCUGUGCAACUGAAAGAAAGAAGCCAAUCCCAUUAACAAAUGGCUUCAACGAUUUCACCUCCAACAUUUUUGUGUUCAUCAGCACAGAAGAAAUCGACUUCUUCCUUCACCAUCUCAUCAUCUUUAGUCUUAUACCCUAAAACUUCAAAAUUGCAUCUUUCUACUUCAAUUCCUCAACUGGGUCUUACUCCAUGGAGUGGUUUGAAGCAUAUGGGUAUUUCGGUUAGACCUCAAACUUUCAAAUUAGGCAGAAAGAGAAAAAUUAGAGGGAAAGUUGUUUAUGCUUCUUUAUUUGGUGUUGGAGCACCUGAAGCUUUGGUUAUUGGAGUAGUUGCUUUGUUAGUUUUUGGUCCCAAAGGUCUUGCUGAGGUAGCCAAGAAUCUGGGAAAGACAUUGCGCGCUUUCCAGCCGACAAUUAGAGAACUUCAGGAAGUUUCGAGGGAGUUCAAGAGUACGCUUGAGAGGGAGAUUGGUCUAGAUGAUCUUCCACCUUCAGCGCAGAACAAUUAUAGAUCCACAAAUGCCACCACUACACCUCCAACCUCGUCUACGGCGCCUUCUGCUGUUGAGAGUUCUCCGGACGUGGUUGAUCCAAAUGGUGCAGAGCCCGCAGAACCCCCACUUAACCUUGGAGAAUUCCUAGUGAAUGCAAAUAUAAAAUCGAAUAUUGCCCAGAAGGAAAAAGAGGCAGCCCUUAAAGAAGAACAAGAACAAUCUGAAUCUCAACCUCAACCUCAACGUCAAGAAACAACAGCUCCAGAAGCCACUGCAACAAUUCCAGAAGUCACUGCAGCAGCUCCAGAAGUCAUUGCUGCAACGCCUCCAUCUGAGACGGUUGAAAAGAUUGAGAAUGAAAUCACUUUACCAAGCGAUAAAAAGGAGAACGAGGUAUCUUCUUCGACGAACUGAAGAUGAUGGAUACAAUUCACCCAUUUCAGGUUUCAAUUACCAUUUUUUAGACCUCGGUAAAUCGCCACGUUAAUUUAAUGAGAUUUUUUUUUUACCUAAUCAGUGUAGCAUAACUGUUUUUGUUGUAUACUAUAUCAUUGUGGCAACGUAGAAAUUUAGUUUUGCCAGUCUUGUAAGUCACCACUAUAUUGAGCAUUCCUAGUAAUGUAUUUUUAAUGAAUUCGUAAUAAAGUACUCGUAUCAUUUGCUUGUAAACUCAAAUGACUCAGAUGGGUCCAUAAUUCAAAGAAUCAAGAUCUACGUCAUUUUUUCUUUA